This is a messenger RNA of Oncorhynchus gorbuscha (pink salmon), 1583 nucleotides long. Its product is annotated as sperm-associated antigen 5-like. The coding region runs from base 1 to 1491 and encodes 496 amino acids. The record is from RefSeq and is a predicted model, not a curated record. Gene Ontology annotation, biological process: cell division; regulation of attachment of spindle microtubules to kinetochore. The transcript has 12 exons. NCBI's taxonomy places the organism in Eukaryota, Metazoa, Chordata, Actinopteri, Salmoniformes, Salmonidae.
AUGAUACAUUGGUUGGUCCAGUCAGAGCAGCGUGUAUGUGAGCUGUCCCAGGCUCUGGCCCACAGCGAGGAGCAGCUGAGCCAGCUGCAGAGCCACUCCCAGAGCCAGAGCCUGAAGCUGAAGAAUCUCCAUGAAGUGCGCGUGCAGCUCAACAGCAUGAUGGAGAUGAACGAGUUCCUACAGAUGGAGAAUGAUAUGGCCAGGGAGCAGGUGGUGGAGAGUGAGAGGACCCUCCGGGCUAACCUACAGGGGCUCAGGGAGAGGAACAUCCAGUGUGAGGACCUGAAAGGAGCCCUCAGCCACCUCCAGGCUGAGAGGGAGGCUUUGCAGGCAGAGCUGGAGGACAGUCAGGCCAGAGCCCAGUCAAUCCAAUUGGACCUGGUAGAGCAGCUAGACCAGGCUAUUACUGGGGUCACCCUGCUACACCACACACUGAGACGACUGACCAACGAUGUUCACACUGCUCUGACCACCAAGGUAAUCACACACACCCUGCUACACCACACACUGAGACGACUGACCAACGAUGUUCACACUGCUCUGACCACCAAGAAGCCAGAGGUCUGUGGUAAAGACGAGGUGUCCCAGCCCUCCCUCCAUGUUGAGCGUCAUCCCUCCACCUCCUUCGUGGACAGCAUCAUGGUGGCCAUCACCACUGACCUGGCGCAGGUCAAUGACACACAACCACAAGCUGAAGGGUUGGGCAGCGAGACCAGUGCCUUCACUCGCCUCGCACCCAUCACUCCUAAGAAGUGUCAGGUGGUGCCUCCAGAGGAGGAUCAGAGUAGCGUGGUGGAGCUGCUAGCAGACCUGGCUAACACAGUCUCUGAGCUCGGCUCCACCAUCACACAGCUACGACAGAGCAAGGACACCGAGCAGGAGGCACUGAACAACACCAUCUGUGGGCUGCAGGGGGAGCAGGAGGCCCAGGCCCACAGACACAGGGCUGAGGUAUCCGAGCUGAGGGGCCAGCUGAGCCGUCUCCAGACCCAGCUAGGCCGGGACCAGGUGGCUCUACAGAACAAAGCCCAGGAGGUAGACACUAUGAAGAGGAUCUGCAGUGAAGUGGAUGAGGCCAGGGAGUUUCUUUACAAGCACAAAUCUGAGAACAAAGAGCUGUGUAGGGAGGUGGCAGACCUGCGCCUUUCACUGCACCAAUCACAGGUGGAGUCCCAGGCUCUAAGGGACGAGCUAAGAAAGACCGGCAACCAAUCAGCACACAGCAUGCAUUCCAUGGACGACAAGAUCCGCCUACUGAAAGAGGUGGAAAGACUAAAGAGGACUCUGUUGGAAGCUGAGGAAGGAAGAGCAAAGCUUCUGGAGAGAGCCAAGAGACAUCAAAUGAUCCACGACACCAACCAGAAGAAAGCGGAGAAGGAACUUCGAGUCCUUGACGAUAUGAUUGAGACGGUCAGAAAGACUUUGUCUUCUGUUCCUGACGUUGUCAAGACCUGCAAAGAACUCAAGACUCUAGUCGAAUAUCUUUGUUAAUGUCAUAUUAUAAACUGUAGUUUUAAUCAGUUCUGUUUUUUAAAAUGUUUUCUUAAACCUAUUUGUACAAAUAAAAAAUUCUGGUAACACGU